CCUCUUGCAUGGCUGUUCUAUAAAUUCAUCUCAAAACAGUCUGUCAGAUGUGGUGGCACAGCUGGAGCCAUCCUGACCUGUCCCCUGGAAGUGGUGAAGACACGUCUACAGUCAUCCCAACUGACACUGCGGCCUCUGUGCCUCUCAGAGAUACAGCUGCCAGGCACCCCACCAUCUCCUGGAGUGCUCAAGUUGCUGAGGGCCAUCCUUGAGAAGGAAGGCAUGCGAUCCCUGUUCCGAGGUCUGGGUCCAAACCUUGUUGGGGUUGCUCCUUCCCGGGCUAUAUAUUUUGCUGCCUAUUCUGGUGUUAAGGAGAGGCUCAAUGCUGUCCUUGUACCGGAGUCCAAGAAAGUACACAUGCUAUCAGCAGCCUGUGCAGGCAUUACCUCUGCCACACUCACCAACCCUAUCUGGUUAGUGAAAACCAGGAUGCAGCUGGAAGCCAGGGUGAAGGGGGAGGUGGCCAGCAAUGCUCUCCAGUGUGCCAUGCAUGUGUACCGCACUGAAGGCCUUCGUGGAUUUUACCGUGGUAUCACUGCCUCCUAUGCUGGAGUGUCAGAGACCAUCAUACACUUUGUCAUCUAUGAAGCACUGAAACAGCAGCUGAGAAACAGCCAUCAUUCCCUUUCCCCACCGCUCACACUUUCACCAAACAGCCAUGAUUUCUUUGGACUAAUGGGAGCUGCUGCUGUCUCCAAAACAUGUGCCUCGUGCAUUGCAUAUCCACAUGAGGUCAUUCGGACACGAUUGCGAGAAGAAGGGACACGAUACCGUUCCUUUAUACAGACUCUGCAGCUGGUGGUCCAUGAAGAGGGACCCUUGGCUUUAUACCGAGGGCUUCUGGCUCACUUGAUCCGCCAGAUCCCAAACACAGCUAUCGUGAUGGCUACCUAUGAACUCAUUGUACAUUUGGCCUCUUCCACCUUGUAA
Molecule: messenger RNA, 930 nt
Organism: Pelecanus crispus (Dalmatian pelican)
Lineage: Eukaryota; Metazoa; Chordata; Aves; Pelecaniformes; Pelecanidae
Source: RefSeq, a predicted model, not a curated record